AUGCGGUGGUGGCACGACGCGGACGCGCGGCGAGCGGCACCGGUAGCGGAGCAGCAGCAGCGGGGCUACACAGCGGAGGGAGAGCGGCGGCAGGGGGCUGCCAAGACGCGGCCAUGGCAGGAGAGCACGGGAGGCGUCGGGGCGUGGCCAGUGACGUGCAGGGGGAGGCCGGGUCAGCUUUCAGUGUCAGAGAUGUCAGACCAAAGUGACAGUCAGAACAGGUCAGAGGAGCAACAGAAUCUUAGUAAGGGCACUAGCCCCUCCAACAAAAGUUAUGAUGAGGGUAGCAGAAGCACCCCAAGCAACCUGCCUAAGGUUGCAACUAGGCAUAGGAGGAAAAGAAAUUCAGAUUCUGAAGAUGAAGAUUUUGUGGUUGAUGAAGAGGUCACUUCCAAGAAGUUGGUCAAGAAACAACAAGUUGCUGCUGCCGCUGCUGGCAUCAAGCCAGGAAUGAAAUCUGAUGAUGAUGAGGCAGUUGGAGAUGGAAAGAAAAGAAAGAAAGCUAGAACCACCACUGCCAAAGUGCUUGGAUACCCUUCUAUGAGAAAAUCUGAUGAUGAAGAGGAUGAAGAAGAUGCUAGACCAGCACCCAAAGCUCAGAAGUUGAUGGGAGAUGCAAUUAAGUCUAGGGCUGCUCCUUCUAAGCCCAAGACUGCUUCCAAGCAAUCCUCACAAGCUCAAGCUCCAAAGCAAACUACACCCAAGAGAUCUACCAGGAACAUCCCUGCUACAGAGAAGAACAAGGCCCCAGUGCCAGAACUUCAAGAAGAGGAAGAGCCCCAAGUGCUCAGAAAACUCAAGCCUAAGAUACCUGAACAUGAUGACAACCAUCCCAUUGCUGAAACAUGA
This is a messenger RNA of Aegilops tauschii subsp. strangulata, 849 nucleotides long. NCBI's taxonomy places the organism in Eukaryota, Viridiplantae, Streptophyta, Magnoliopsida, Poales, Poaceae. The record is from RefSeq and is a predicted model, not a curated record.